AUGACAAAAUCAAGCAAAAAGAGAUCUAAGAGUGCUUCUCACGCUAAAGCUAUGCCUCCCUAAACCUUGUCAGAGGAGUAGAAAGCGCAAAGAGCCAAGGACGAGGCUUUAAAGCAGACACUGACCUUCAUCCAAGAUAGAAUUAAGAGAACUCCAGAGUUGUACAAGAAGGAGUUCAACACUCACUUUGAGACAUUCAAGAAUAGUCUGACUUAGUUCAAGACUAAUCCUGGUAAAAGAAGUGAAGAAAUCAUUAACUACUGCCUCUUUUUCAGUCAUUAAUACUAUUCAAUAUUGCAUCCUGAUAACAGAAUGGCAAUGGUCACUAGUCUCAAGAUUUUAAGAGGAAAGGACGUAGUUUCACCUACUCUGAUCUUGCCAGUGUUCUUCAAGCUAUUCAAGUGCAAGGAUAAGGAAUUGAGAUCAUACUUGAAUGCUUAGAUUAUAAAUGACUUGAAACAACUUAAUAAGACUCAUCGCAACCAUGCAGUAAACAGAAAGCUCCAAAACUUUGUGUUCGAGAUGCUCUAAGAUCCAAAUGAGACUGCCACAAAGAGAGCCCUUAGCGUUAUGAUAGACUUAUAUAAGAGAAAAAUAUGGAAUGAUGAUAAAACUGUUAAUGUUAUUGCUCAGGCUUGCCUUCAUGACAAUCCUAAAGUAGUUGCCUCCUCAGCUAAAUUCUUCCUAGUCUUAGAUUAUGUGUAUGAAUCUGAAUCAGAAAAUGAUAGCAGUGGUGAAGACGAUAAGAAACUUAUCUUAGGUAAAUAUAAGGGUACCAAGAAAAUGACUAAGGGUAGAUUGCAAAAAGUAGAUAGAGCUAUUAAGCAGCAUAAAAGAAAGGAAAAGAGAAAGAACAAGACUAAGUCUUUUACUGAUUUCCUUCCAAUUGAUCUUAUUAAUGAUCCUUAAUCUUUCGUCGAGAAGCUAUUCAAUAAACUAAGAAAAUCAAAUGAUAGGUAUGAAGUCAAACUCUUACUCAUGAGACUCAUUUCAAGAAUGAUAGGAAGACAUCAACUAAUGCUUAUGCCAUUCUACCCUCAUUUGAUAAGAUAUCUUUAAUCGCAUGAUAAAGAAAAGAUUGGAGAGAUCUUCGCCAUGAUUAUUGAGUCCUGUCAUGAGCUUGUUCCACCUGAAGAGAUUAAACCCAUUAUUGAAAAAAUUAUUACCAACUAUAUAACAGAGUACUGUAACAACCAGCACAUUACCAUUGGUCUAAAUGCUAUUAGAGAGAUUUUAAUGAGAAUGCCUUUAGCUUUAGAUGAAUCCUAAAUAGAGUAUUUAGUUUUGUUCAGAACUUUCAAAAAUUCAUCUGUUGUUGGAGCAGCUAAGUCCUUGAUAAAUUACUUUAGAGAUGUUUGUCCCAAUCUACUGCCAAAGAAAUUGAGAGGUAGAUUUACUAAGAUUGAUGAUGACAACGCUAAGGAGAACUAUAUCUAUGGAAAGUAAAGAAUUAGUUAUGGAAUUGAGGGUAUUGAGUUACUUUAAAAGUCAGAGGGCAUAGAUGAAAGUAUAAAUAUGGCAGCAACUAGAAUUCUUGAUGAUACAGACUUGAAAAAGCUAAGGAUUUUGAAGUUAAGACAAGCAGUCAAAAAGAUAGAUAGAAAGGGAUUCGCCUCUAGUGGAGAAGAAGAAGAGAAGGAAUCAGAGAAAGAUGAGAGUGAAGAGGACUCAGGAGAUGAAGAAGAAUUAAGUGAAGGAGAAGAGGGUGAGGAAGAAUAAGAUGAAGGUGAUGAAGAUGAGGAUCAAGCUAAUUUUGAAGAAGGGUCAAGCAUUGAAUACGAUGGUGAGUUUGAAGCUGACGGAGAAGAGGGAGAAGACGAAGAAGAAGAAAGUUAAGAGGAAGAAGAAGUAGUAGAGUCCAGAGGCAGGGUAAAAGAAGCUGACAAGAAAAGAUCAAAGAGUGUAGAAGUGAAAUCAAAAGCCAAACUAAACAUUACCAAAGAUACUAAGAAGUCAAACAAGACGAAAUUUCAGGAUAGCAGCAGUGGCAGCGAAGAUGAUGAAGAAAUGUCAGAAGAAGUAAAUCCAUAUCACGUAUCAUCCUCAGAACUAGAGUAAACAUCUGAAGAGGAGAACGUCCAUGGAUUCGUGUAUGCUCACAAUCUCGAUACUUACAGGAAGUCUAAAAGAGAAAAGAUUGAAAUCUAGAUGAAGGAAAGAGAAGAGAACAAGGAUGAGCACAAGGAUAAAUUCAAGAAGAAGAAGGACAAAAAGAAGGGUGGUGACACCAACAAGAAGAAGCUCAAGCAUAAACCAUUUGGCAUGGUCAAGCAGAAGAAAUUAAAAUCUAUAAAUGAUAAACUUGAGAAUACUAAGACAAAGCUAAAGAAGUUAAGAGUCUAACUUGGUAAAUACAAAAAGAAUCAGAAGUCUAAGUUCGAAGCUAAGAAGAAGAGACUAAGGAUGAAAUGA
Molecule: messenger RNA, 2412 nt
Organism: Stylonychia lemnae
Lineage: Eukaryota; Ciliophora; Spirotrichea; Sporadotrichida; Oxytrichidae
Source: the annotation of a GenBank genome assembly